Messenger RNA from Vitis riparia (riverbank grape), 684 nucleotides. RefSeq lists its product as uncharacterized. NCBI's taxonomy places the organism in Eukaryota, Viridiplantae, Streptophyta, Magnoliopsida, Vitales, Vitaceae. The record is from RefSeq and is a predicted model, not a curated record. Gene Ontology annotation, biological process: shoot system development; root development. The transcript has a single exon. Bases 1 to 684 code for a protein of 227 amino acids.
AUGUCGCGUCCAAAUUUUGAUGCUCUGAGAGAGCUGCACGAGUGUGCUAAUGAUCGGCUCCAUAUUCACUCGCCCAUAAUUCAACAAGCUCUCGUACACCACCAUCAAGAAAAAUGGGUUCAGGAGAUUUCAGAAUCGGCUCUGAGGAUUCUGGACGUCUGCAGCUUAACGAAAGAUGUCCUCCUCCUCGUCAAACAGCACCUCCAAGACCUUCAAUCCACGAUUCGAAGAACCAGCAUCGGCGAGACGGGCUUUGAGAGCAAACUCGCUGCUUACGAUCUGUUCAGGAAGAAGUUAAAGAAGGAGAUGGUGAAGUGGCUGCGGUCACUGAAAGGAACUAAGAAGAACAAGCCCAUGAUCAUCUCCGACCAGCUCUCAGUCGUAGACCACAACCUUGUGGCGGUGGGGAAUGUGUUGGGAGAGGUGAGAGAGACCACCAUCUCCAUUGUGGAUUCUCUGCAGUCCCUAAUGUCUAUUCCGAGGCCAAAGUCUGGGUCGUUGGCCUUGAAGCUAAUGCGGAUGAGUAAUGGGCAAAAUCAAAAUGUGUAUGAAAGAUAUGAUGCGAAGACGUUUGAGGCAGUGGAGAUGGCCAUAGAUGAUAUUGGAUUUGAGCUAGAGUGUAUAUUCAGGCGUCUGAUUCAGACUAGGGUUUCGCUUCUCAACAUACUCUCACCAGCUAGCUAG